Messenger RNA from Mugil cephalus (flathead mullet), 3377 nucleotides. Its product is annotated as galanin receptor type 1-like. The transcript has a single exon. Bases 1130 to 2179 code for a protein of 349 amino acids. The record is from RefSeq and is a predicted model, not a curated record. Gene Ontology annotation, cellular component: membrane. Gene Ontology annotation, molecular function: G protein-coupled receptor activity. Gene Ontology annotation, biological process: G protein-coupled receptor signaling pathway; immune response. NCBI's taxonomy places the organism in Eukaryota, Metazoa, Chordata, Actinopteri, Mugiliformes, Mugilidae.
GAUUGACUGGAUUAAGGGAAGAUGACAUACUGAAUGGGGAUGAACUGAGUGGGUUUGCGCCAGUAUUAUAUAAUCAGAAACAGAACAUUUUCCCCUCCCAUUGGCUAAAGCAGCUCAGCCCUUGGUCACUGUGCAAACAGUGAAUAAAACCUGUUGGGAACACUAUUGUCACACAGAGGGCCUUUCUGACUGUCCAAGAGACACCCGAGUGUUACUUUAGCUUAGGCUUCUCUUAAUUUUGACCUAAUUUUUUUUUCCUUCUGGGAUUAAACAUCGUGUUAACCGAACAGCAACUGCCCUGCUGGCGGGCUCUACAUGUUACAACUCUCUGAAGAGCUUCUAAAUGGACGAGAUGCCUCCUGCCGUGGUCCACACUUAGCAUCAAGCACCAUUGACUGCUUUUAAAGAGGAACGUCUGUUUGCAACCACUGGGAUGAAUUUUGUCCUGGUUUCAAGAAUCAAUACAGUCACAGAGUAACUGCUGCUCUGACACCUUUCUUUGCUUUCACCCGAGCCGCUCCUCCUCGCAAGGACACGCUGAUGCAGCCAAGGAGAUUUUGAGGGCACAGGUUUCUUCUUAAUAAAACUGGACAACGCAGCUUUGAGAGGAGUUUAUCCCCCUCCCUUCAGAAACGGAGUGCGCCAUAUCCAACUGUCUUUAAGUAGUUUACAUUGGUUCAACCAGCUGGAAAAUUUAAAGAGACGCGGCGUGAAGGACACAAAUUUAAGAGCGACUCAAGCAGAGACCAGCAGGACAUACAUUAUUCAAGAAGAAGCUGACUUAACUACUUGACUUUCUCUGGGCACUUGAAAAGGAUACUUGGCAUAUUUUCUGUCAUUUAUGGACACAAAGAAGAAAGUACAAUAUACUUCUCUGGUCUAUCUUCCUGUGAGGAUAAAGCAUAUAAAUGUCGAUGAAGGAGCCAGUUUAUCGCUGUUUAACUCAGUGCAAUAAUUAUGAAAGUACUAGCUGUCUCUGUGGAGUGUAGUCAUGGCUGUUAAUAUCGUUUAAGACAUGAACUGGAGCCAACGCGAUGAAUCACCCAAACGCUGCAGCAACAUGCUGCUCUGAUGCUCAAUGUUAACAGGAAAUUAGAUUCAUUAGUCCGCAGACUUUUACCGUGACUGCAUGGAGACUUCGGGGCAUCAAAUAAACAGCAGUAGCAGCAGCAGCAGCCCGGACCAAAUGAACAGGGCAGACGACACUUUGAUUAAAGUCUUAGUGCCCAUCCUGGAUGGGCUGAUUCUGGUGACUGGCCUCGUGGGCCAAACCCUGGUCAUCACCAUUCUCACUGGUAGGAGGAAGAAAGAAAAUCAACCCCCGCAUGGCACGGACACGCUGCUGCUGGCUCUGAGUGCCGCCGACCUGCUGCUCUUACUGUGCCUGCCCUUCCACACCUCUGCCAUCACCCUGGGCUACUGGCCUUUCGGCAGCUUCCUGUGCAAAGCCAUCAGCUUCCUGGGCGUGGCCUGCUCGGCUGCCUCUGUGCUCACUCUGGCAGCUUUGGCAGUGACGCGUUACCUUACGGUGGUACAUCCCGCCUGGGCUUUCCGCUCGAGAAUGCACAGGCGCAUCAAGCUGACAGUGGCUCUGCUCUGGAUACCCGCCUCGGCUUUGGCAGCGCCGCAGUUUGCCUUCCGCACGAUUUCUAUUUCCAGCGCGGUGUACUGCUAUGCCUUUCUGUCUGAUUUCAGCCAGCUGGUCUACGGCAUUGCCCUGUUCCUGUUUGGCUUUGCGCUGCCACUAGGCAUUAUUGUAUUGAUGUACACAAAGAUCUACUGUUUCCUUCGACACGCACGCCGUCUGGGGAACGCUCCCCAGCUCGAACGCUACCAGCGCCAAGUUACUCACACUUCAGCUCUGCUCGUCCUGGUCUUCACUCUCCUGUGGCUGCCCUCCUACGCACUCAUGUUCUCCUUCAUUGGAGGAACCCUAACAAACUCACCUGGCUACAAAACUGUUGCCAUCCUGGCAAGACUGCUGGCAUCCUCUGUAGCAGUGGUAAAUCCCAUACUGUACGGCCUUAUGUCUCAGAAGUUUAGAAGAGACCUGCUAGAGCUAGGGAGAGGACAGUGGGCAUGGUGCAAAAGCUGUCUGACUGUUUGCCCUCAUGUGAUGGGCAGAGACAUGGUACAACCCUUCGAACUGGACACAACGUCAGAGAGAGACCACAACUGAAUCACACUGCUACCUCAUACUUAAUCUUCAUGCAUAUUUAUAUAUUUAUCAGAUUCAUCAUCGGAUUCAAGUGCAAUAAACUGCAUUGCAAUUUGAAUCAUUGCAGAUUGUAAAAAUGAAGGAUUGCUUUUUUUUGUGUGUGUGUGAGAUUUAACAGAUUUUAUCGUGAUAAAAAUGUUGUAACAAACGUUUUUUCUUUGGAAUUAUUGCAUUGCAUAAAUGGAUUAGUAAUUUGGAUGCGAGUAUGUUGUUACAGUGACGCACAAGGUUUACAUAAUCACGAUUCUAUGAAAGGCUGAUAUACGAUCAUUUUGAUUUAGCUCCGUCUUAUCUGGACAAACACACUUUCCUAACCACAGCUGGAUCAAAUAUUCCUAAUGGAAUGCAUUCUGGUAUCAGUAAAUGAGAAAAAAACAAAAACAAAAAAAACAACGGUGGAAAAAACACAAUAUUCACAAUCUGCUUAAAACCCUGCAACAUCAAUAAAGGCGCGAUUCAUGUGCUUCGCUUCUUUUCCCGCUUUGCGUGUUAAAAUACCUAAUGUCGUGUUUGCUUGCGAACAGCUUUAGCCAGGGGAUGUUUGAAUGUGUCACUUCUCCGGAUUGGGUUCAGCAACCCGCUCUUAAAUUAUUUAAAAAGAGAGGGAUUUGAAAGAAAAGCGUCAGUGUGGAAACAAACAAAAAGUGUUUGUGUGUGCAAAUGUGUCUUCUUCAAGUGGCAACGCUUGUGAUCUCCACUAGUUGAGAAUCUGCAGCCAUGUAGUCACCACAAUGGACCCCCUUGUGUAUGUGUGCUGUCAAAAACGUGAGAGGAUGUCUGCUGACGGUGUCAAGGGGGCGAGGGAAAACAUUCAAUUAUUAAUGGAGAAAAUACAAAAAUCACAUAGAGGGGCAACACAGCUGAAAUACUCAUGGUGGUGAAAGUUUUAAGUGUGCGUGUGUGCUGAAAUUAGUUCAUUCAUUCAUUUUCUGCAGCUGUUUGUCUUCUAGAGGGUCGCAGGGGGGAGCUGGGGCCUAUCCCAGCUGUCAUUGGGCAAGAGGCGGGGCACCCCCCGGACCCUGGUCAGUCUAUUGCAGGGCUAACCCGGAGAAACAGACAACCAUUCACACUCACUACGGCCAAUUUAGAAUCACCAAUUAACCUAACGAACCAUCACACCGCUGCGCUGUAGUGAAAAAAUGGAAAGGUGACUGAGGAC